Molecule: messenger RNA, 1276 nt
Organism: Pungitius pungitius (ninespine stickleback)
Lineage: Eukaryota; Metazoa; Chordata; Actinopteri; Perciformes; Gasterosteidae
Product: Receptor expression-enhancing protein 6-like
Exons: 6
Coding region: 156-701 (181 amino acids)
Source: RefSeq, a predicted model, not a curated record
GUUCACCUGCUGCAGCGAUGGAGCUCUGUGAUUGGUCAGCGGACGACUGUUAAACUCCUCCCCUCGCGACCCUAACGUGACGGAGUCAGCAGACAGCCAUCCAGCGGAGAGUUUUCGGGCUAAUUAUCCAACCAAGGCCCAGCGGAAGCCCCAAAAUGAGUCAGCUCAAGGAGCGCUUCGUGACUUUUCUCCACGAGAAAAACUUUGUGACGGAUCAGCUGGCGACGGUGGAACAAAAAACGGGAGUGAAGAGGGAGUACAUCGCCUUGGGUGUUCUGGGUUUUGUCGGGCUGUAUCUUCUGUUUGGAUACGGAGCCUCACUACUUUGCAACCUCAUUGGCUUCGCCUAUCCAUCAUAUUUCUCCAUUAAGGCCAUCGAGAGCAGUGUGAAGGAGGACGACACUCAGUGGCUGACCUACUGGGUUGUUUACGGACUCUUCAGCAUCGUCGAGGCCUUCUCUGACAUCUUCCUCUUUUGGUUCCCUUUUUACUAUAUUGGCAAGUGCUUCUUCCUGCUUUGGUGUAUGGCUCCAGUGACGUGGAACGGCUCCGAGAUCAUUUACAGGAGGGUCAUCCGGCCAUUUUUCUUAAAACACCAGGCCACCAUGGACAGUGUGGUCAGCGAUCUGAGCGCCAAGGCUAAGAACAUAACCGAGAAUGUGACCAAGGAGGGUGAGAUACCAACAGUGUACAUCUGUUAACCGGGCCCUCAACCACGAAAAGGACCAGUGAGAACCCUGGCGUGUCUGUCUGACUGAUGAUCGACCCUCUGCGUCAUGCGGUGAAGCUUCAGCCUCGUGACAAUAAAUGGACCGCUGUUUGUGCAGCAUCAGUUUACUUCAGUCGGUACAGCGAAGACAAUCAGGAAACUGUGACCUCAUUGUGUGCUCUUUAUUUCUUUGUUCUAGAAUUGUUGAAUUUGUUGCAAGACAUUCAUUCUUGGCAAAAAUAUUUUACAUAUUUGCAAAAGUGGUGGUGCUGUCAAUAUUUGUCUAAGUGAGCCAUUUGUACCAGCCUGACAUUAGUUUUAAAUAAAGGUUGUCUUCAAAUGUAUCCACAAACGGCGUUUUCUAACAUUGUAAAUCAAAACUGGAACUGCGAUGUGUAUUUUAAUGUGUUCUGACUCUUAAAAGCCUUACUUUUGCAUGUGCAUGCAGCAUUAGAAGUCUGAGAACCUUCCUAAUAGCUGACAAUCUAACGGGAUCGGGAUGACUUCUGCUUAUACAAAUGUCUUAAUUUAUAAUGAUUAAAUAAAACUGGAACCUUUUAAACUGAA